AUGCCAAACACCGGUCUCCUCUACGUGACAAUGCAGCCUAAGGGCGCAUUGCCCGACACCCAAUUCCAUGACUGGUAUAACACAGAGCAUGGACCUUUGCGCCUCCGACUGCCCUUCAUUACCAAUGGAUUCCGAUUCCGGGCGACAGACGGUGAGCAGCCCGAGUACGUGGCGCUAUACGACAUUACCGACAUGGACGAGUUAACUCGCAAGACCUAUCUGGAUCUGCGAACAGACUUGAUCAAAACGGAGCGUGAGAAAAACACCAUGGCUCAGAUUGACGUUGGUCGUAAGCUAUAUGAUUUGGUGGAUGAGCGGAGCCAGACCAACUACCGCCCGCUGGAGGACCAAGCCGAUACCGAUCCCGAGACUCGUGGCAGUGUCAUGAUUGCUGUCACUACUGUCACCCACCCUGACCCAGAGAAGGAGGCUGAGCACGACCGCUGGUAUCGCGAAGAACACUUCGAUAUGCUUGCCCGCGUGCCGGGAUGGCGUCGCAGCCGUCUGUUCCGCACUGCCGCCAUUGACUCCGCUGCACCCCGCGAGACCCUCGCCCUGCACGAGUAUUCGCCUGUCAACGGAUUAGGUGGUGAGCUCCACAAGGCUUCUAUGAACACCCAGUGGCGUCAGCGUCUCCAAGAUGAAGUUGUUACUUCGAAGUCGCGUCGCGUUUACCAAUGGUACUACACCUUCGGACCUGCACCUCGUGAGCUGUCGUCUCUCGCCAACUCGGAUGUCAUCGGGCCUUGGUCUUCGAAUGACGGUCGCACUCGCACUUUCCCCUCAUCUACCCGCCCAGCAGUGGAAUCCUAUAUCACCACCAAGGACGGCGUUGAGAUUCCCUACCGGUUGGAAGGCAGCACUGACCCCGAUGCCCCGGUUGUUGUGCUCAGCAACUCAAUCCUGGUAGACUGGAACAUCUGGGACCGAUUCGUGGAUGCUUUCUUCGCCCACAAAGAGAACCAGAAGUACCGUGUUGUACGAUACCUCACUCGCGGCCGUCGCUCUGCAAGCGGUGAGCAGCCCGUCAACAUUGACGUUCUGGCCUCCGACCUCGACACACUCCUCCAGGCCCUGCGUGUGCCUCCCAAGGCUGCCCGUUUGAUCGGUGUCAGCUUGGGUGGUGUCACUGUUCUCAACACAUCUCUUCUGUUCCCCGAGCGCAUCGCAGCCUUCAUCGCCUGUGACACCAACUCUAACGCGCCCGAGUCCAACCGCAAAGCCUGGGGUGACCGCGUUGCCAUGGCCGAGCAGGAGGGAUCGACCGACCCCGAAACAAAGGAGCCAAUCGUCGGUGAGCAGUUGGCCGAGAUUACCACUCGUCGCUGGUUUGUUCCAGAGUCCUACGAUACUCAGCCCGAGGUCCUGGCGCCAGUCAAGGAAGCUGUGCGCACCAACAGUCUGAAGGGUUUUGCACACAGUGUGCAGGCCUUGUGUGCCUACGAUAUCCGCGACCGCAUGGCUAAAGCCACUGUCCCUGGUCUAUUCGUGGCAGGUGCUAAUGACGGUGUUCUGCCACAGACCAUGCAGAAGAUGGCGGCUGAUUUGCGCGGCGGCGCGGAGCUUAAGGUCAUCGACCGUGCAGGCCAUUUGCCCAUGGUUGAGCAGCCUGAGGCUUUUGCGGGUGUUGUGACUGAAUACCUGAGCAAGAUUGAUGGUUAA
Molecule: messenger RNA, 1662 nt
Organism: Penicillium angulare
Lineage: Eukaryota; Fungi; Ascomycota; Eurotiomycetes; Eurotiales; Aspergillaceae
Product: putative alpha/beta hydrolase
Exons: 1
Coding region: 1-1662 (553 amino acids)
Source: RefSeq, a predicted model, not a curated record